CUGGCUGCCAUCGCGUCCGCCAGCAUCACGCCGUCCAACACGUCGACGGUCAACUCGAGCUACUUCCAGGGCACACUGCCGCUGCAGGGCGCCGAUGGCAAGGAGCUUGCCGCGCUGGUGCCGCUGACGCGCCAGGGUGCGCAGCAGUCGAUCGAGGGCAAUCUGUACCGCACAAAUGGCUCCACGGUGGGCAGCAUCGCGGACGGCGAAAUCGCCUUCAUCAGUUGCAACCCGGCCGACUACCCUGGCUACGUCGACGCGCAGGGCCUCUUCAGCCAGGCCUACGAGAACGGGAACGCAAACAUCUCGGGCGUUGUCCUGUACAGUACCGUGACCGACUACUGCGACUACGGCGACGACAACGGUAACAUGCAGGACUUUCCCGUGCUCUCCAUGACCAACAAGACCAGCUCGGCCGCCGUCCUCAACCAGAUCGACGACCUCGCCGUCCACAUGAAGUUCUUUGUCCAAGUUCAGGCCCGUGGCAUCAGCAACAGCAACAGCGGCGGCAGCAGCAGCAGCAGCAGCGGCGGCAACGGCAGCAGCGACCAGCAGCAGAACCCCUUGGGCCCCUCGCCCUCGACGGCCGUCGCCAUGAUCAUCCUCUACAGCAUCACCGGCAUCAUCACCGCCCUGUUCCUGGUCAUCAUCCUGACCGGUGCCAUUCGCGCACACCGCCACCCGGAGCGCUACGGACCGCGCAAUGUGCUGGGCAGGCCCCGCCAGAGCAGGGCCAAGGGCCUGGGGCGAGCCAUACUGGACACGAUACCCAUCGUCAAGUUCGGCGAGAAGGAGCCCGCCAAGCCAACAGACGUCGAGCUGGGCUCCACAGGCGAGGCGAGGAACAUUGACGGCGUAGACAACACUGCUGCGGCUGCGACUGCGACUGCGACUGCGACUGCGACUGCGACUGCCUUGCCCGCCACCGCCACGACGUCGACUGAAGCGGCGAAGAACGAGACUCUGGCAGCCCCUCACGAGACGACACGAGAACCUCCCGCGGCUCCCGCGACUUCCGCCCCUCUCGCCAUGUCAGAACAGCCCGAAGGCAUCUCUGCCGCCAUUGCCCCUGCGGUACUUGCCGGCGCCAGCACGACCGAAGCAGUCAGCGACGACACGCUGGGGUGCUCCAUCUGCACAGAAGACUUUGAGAAGGGGCAGGACAUCCGGGUGCUGCCUUGCGACCACAAGUUUCAUCCCGAGUGUGUGGAUCCUUGGCUGCUCAACGUCUCCGGCACAUGUCCCCUCUGCCGAGUCGACCUGCGCCCAACGAAGACCAACGAGUCCAGCAACUCGCAGGGCGACGAGCUUGCACCGCCCCUGAACCCUGAAGCCGAGUCUUCACACCACCGCCGUCCAGGACUCCGUGACAUCCUCUUCUUCCGUUCGCACCCUGAUGCCCCGGCCGAGGAUCGAAUAGGCGCCCUGCGCCGUCUGCGCGAGCAGCGACGCAAUCAGAGCGGCGACGUUGCCGAGGACAAUGCCAACGCCAGUGCCGAAGACGUCACAAGAGGCGAUCGCCAUGGCACACGUAUCAGCACAAGGUUGAGUGAUGUCUUCAGUGGGCGAACUCGCAGAGGCAACAGUCCUUCGCAGCCCGGCGGUGCAGGUGGU
This is a messenger RNA of Didymella exigua CBS 183.55, 1614 nucleotides long. RefSeq lists its product as uncharacterized. Lineage: Eukaryota; Fungi; Ascomycota; Dothideomycetes; Pleosporales; Didymellaceae. The annotation marks the transcript as partial. The transcript has a single exon. The record is from RefSeq and is a predicted model, not a curated record.